AUGGAAUUCAACUCGCCCCAGCCGGAACACGCGCAAUUGGGCGUCGUGCUCCACCCCAAGGCCGCGUCCGGGCUUCUGGCCGCGCUCCACCAGCAGGUCCUGUCCGCGACGCAGCGUGGCGACAAAGCCAGCCUCGACAGCGUGCUGGACGAGCAACUCAUCCCUUCGCCUCCGCUGUCUCCCAAAAUGACCGCAGAUUGCGACAUCGUGGCGCCCUUGGCGCUCUCGCCGCCGGAAUCUGCGGCGCACGCGAUUCUCGUCAAGCCUCUGUGCGACCCGCAUACUUCGCCCCGGCGCUAUCGCUCUGCGACGCAUGGCUUUUUGUCCCAGUACCGCUGCCUAGAUCUCAACCGCUCCAACAAACGCUACACUCACGCCUCCAACAAGACUUUGCGCCGCACCCGCAACUACACACUGUCCCCGGCCAUGAACUCCGGGAACUCGGAUUUUGAAAGAACAUACCGCACGCGGCGUGUUACUGGUGGUAAUAGUGGUGCUGGAGGUGUGAGCAACGGUGCUCGUCACCAGCAUUCGAGGCCCCGCCCUCUCGAGUUUUCGCGCGAUUCCACGCCGAUUCCAAGACCUUCGACUCCCACGAGUCGGCAUCGCAAAACCACCACUGUUUCAUCUCCAUUGGCCUCUGCGGCUGCUGUUUCUGCUCCCAAUAUGAGCUGGGAAAAGCUACCCGACUACAGCCCCCCAUUGUCCUCGCUACCUAACAACAAUAAGUGUCUGAAAGUUGAAUGGAAAGGAUCCUCGAUGGACCUUUCAGAUGAUCCUUUGAAGCAGUUUUUACACCCAGCUGAAUUGCAACUGGCACAAAUCUUAAGAUUACCUUGUGAUCUUUACCUCGACUCGAAGAGAAGGCUGUUCUUGGAGAAAAUGCAUAGAAUGAAACAAAAUUUGGCCUUCAGAAGAACGGACGCUCAAAAAGCUUGUCGGAUAGACGUGAACAAAGCUUCUCGGCUUUUUGCAGCUUACGAGAGAAUUGGUUGGUUACAAGACGAUAAAUUUGAAAAGUUUUUGUGA
Messenger RNA from Lachancea nothofagi CBS 11611, 1029 nucleotides. The record is from the annotation of a GenBank genome assembly. Lineage: Eukaryota; Fungi; Ascomycota; Saccharomycetes; Saccharomycetales; Saccharomycetaceae.